Molecule: messenger RNA, 4978 nt
Organism: Oncorhynchus kisutch (coho salmon)
Lineage: Eukaryota; Metazoa; Chordata; Actinopteri; Salmoniformes; Salmonidae
Gene: scrt2
Product: scratch family zinc finger 2
Exons: 2
Coding region: 372-1349 (325 amino acids)
Biological process (GO): regulation of DNA-templated transcription
Molecular function (GO): RNA polymerase II cis-regulatory region sequence-specific DNA binding; DNA-binding transcription factor activity, RNA polymerase II-specific
Source: RefSeq, a predicted model, not a curated record
UAGUCCGACAGUCUCUCUCUCCCUUCCCUCCUCCACGCUCUCUCUCUCUCUCUCUCUCUCUCUUCUCUCUGGUCCUUUAAGCCUGCUGCAUCACAGGAGCUAUCCAGUGCUGAACCAGAAGAUUGUUUAUCUUUUUGAAAGCUGGGGGAGCCAUAGAGUAACACACAGCGUUGCCGUCAGCCUUGUUCUCCACUGGUUUCCAUUUUCUUUCCUUCUCUUAUGUUUUUUAGAGGUUGUCUUUUCAUUUAACACAAGGAUUACUACUACCGUCAGCAGGCUCCAGCUCUGCCUGUUUGCUGCUUUCUUUGGGGGUCCUCUCUUUUCUUCUCAUGCGUGAUUCUCGGGUCUGUGUGUUUUUUAUUCUUUGAAACAUGCCCCGUUCGUUUUUGGUGAAGAAAAUCAAGCUUGAUGAUUUCUCUUCAUCCAAUGCUGCCUCUAAUCACCAUCACCACCUGGACGACUCGUUCACUCCUUUCUCACGCUCCAUCACUGACUCUGUGACCAACUUGGGGGUUCGCCUCAGUGAGAAUGGCUACAUCCAGGAUUACAUCACACCAUCGGUAUACCAGGGGGAGAAGAAGAUGGAGCUCAAGCUGGCCUCGCCCGUCUCUGACCCCCUUUACACCCAGGUGAGCAGCGGGGGCGAGGAGUACUGUGACCCUGACCUGGAGCACCCUGACAGCCCCCAGUCCGGCAUGACGGCCAGCGGCUUCUACAGCGGCGAGGCGGAGGCCCCGACCGAGGGUUACACCAUGGAUGCCUUCUUCAUCUCCGAUGGGCGCUCGCGGCGGAAGGGAGACGGCGACGGCCGUAAGGGAGGUAGUUCUGCCACGUCCAAUGCCGAUGCCACGGAGGAGAGGGAGGCCGGGGCCGCCGGCACGGCCCGCCACUCCUGCAACGAGUGUGGCAAGACGUACGCAACUUCAUCCAACCUCAGCAGGCACAAGCAGACGCACCGUAGCCUGGAUAGCAAGAUGGCGCGCAAGUGUCCCACCUGCGACAAAGUGUAUGUGUCCAUGCCGGCGCUGGCCAUGCACAUCCUCACCCAUGACCUCAAGCACAAGUGCGAUGUGUGCAGCAAGGCCUUCAGCCGGCCCUGGCUCCUGCAGGGCCACAUGCGCUCGCACACUGGGGAGAAACCGUUCGCCUGCGCCCACUGCGGCAAAGCCUUUGCUGACCGCUCAAACCUCCGCGCCCACAUGCAAACCCACUCUGCCUUCAAGCACUACCGCUGCAAGCGCUGCAAUAAGACCUUCGCUCUGAAAUCCUACCUGAACAAGCACUAUGAGUCAGCCUGCUUCAAGGGAUCUGGGGAUGAAGAUGAGGACGAGUCCUGCUCUGAGAACUAGCUGGCGGAACCAGAAGGACGGAAGCAGAUUUUGGAACCCUAGGUUCUACAACCAAUAACCCCCUUCACUCUGCCCUACAUCCCUUUUUUCUUCCCUUUUAUAGAAAGCAAUAUUUUCACUGAGAUUACGUGAAGAAACUGUUCUGAUUAUGGCAAAGACAAUUUCAAAAUAUGCUGGAUCCCCCCCCCCCCCCCCCUGCACAGUAGCUAAUCGUCCACAGAUACAUACAAUCAAAACACCCAUCCCCCACAUAAAGACUUGUUUUUAGCUCACACACACAAACACAAGCGUACGCACACACAAACACACACCCACAUACGUACACACACACAAUUAUAUAUGAGGCCUGGCAUGUGAAUUUUUAUCAAUGACUAUAAUGAUAUUGAUAUCAAUAGUAAUAAUAUUUAGAUUCCUGAUAUUUUAUAGAAAAUACUACAGGAAAAAAAAGAAACAACAUAAAAAAAGGACAGUAACAGUGUUCUUUUGUUUUUUAGAGACAAAAAUGACCUCUUGUAUUUUUAUGCUGCUUUUUAUUUGCUAAGAAUUGAAUUCUUUUGCAACUGCCAACAUGAACUUUUUAUGAAAAUGUGAAUUAUGACAGUAUUUUCAAAAAAUGGGAGAUCAUUUAAAAGUUAAAAACAUACCCUUUUUGUCACACAUAUGUUUUUAAUUCAAUAGGUGUUAUUUUUCUAUUGUCCGACUGAAUUUGUUGUUUAUUUUUUGUGCCAAUUAUUCCUUGAUUUUUUAAAAGCAAAGCAUCUUUGUAACUGUGGGUAUUCCAAAAGCUUCCAGACAAACCUAUUGAACAAAACCUAAAGGCAAACUACAUCAGCUGAGAACAAUUAGGAUCAUGAACCAGGGGUCAUUGUCAGUUCCAUCAGAGCAGUUGUUCUGAGUUGUUAUGGGAAACCUGUUGAACAGGUUGUGUUAUCACAAGAUUCCGGCGGCAAUCAGAAUAUACGCUCUUCAUCAUACUGGUAACUAGAACAAAAAUCACACUGGGAGCCAAACCAAAUCUACCGAUCUGUUGUUAUAAGUGCCAUGUGCAUUGUGCAGUGACCUGUCUAUAGCAAUGAAAACCAUCCCUGUUCUUCCUCCACCGCAGUGGCUUGCAUGAACUUUGCCACUCUGUGGUGUUUCCCUCAGUCUUACGUAAUAAGCAAUGUUCAUUAUACACUCUCUGACGUGCCCCCCUCUUUUUCUAUUACCUCAAUAAGGAAAAGGUAUGAUCUCAUGACAUGCACCCUCAGUUACAAACGAUUCGUUUUUUGUAUUUAUAUGUUGCUGAAAGCUCUUUCUACCAUUAGAUGUAAAUCGUCCUACUACCUUGUACAUAAUGUAUUUCUCUAUUUAUGUAACUAUUUAUUUAUCUGUCAAUGUAUCUAUGUAUUUUAUUUAUUCAUUUACAUGAUUGUUAAUUUAUUCAUCUAUUUAUUUAUGCCAUUACAAUAUUUGUCUAUUCACGUGUUGAAACCGGACUUUCCAUUGACCUUGUAAAGAUGCUGCUGAUCUUUAAAGAAAAAUGUUUAUAUGCAUGAAACUGUAGAGAGUCCAUUGGACUUUGUUUUUUUAAAGAGGAACAAUGUCUCGUAUCAGCGGUAACUUCAAACACAUGAUGAAUGCAGAUUAUAUUUGUUUCACGGCAAUAAUAACUUCACUGGUACGGCAAUUGACAUGUAUAUUAAUAAUAAUCGAAGCUGUCCUGUUUGCAGUCAAUUUAGGGCAAUAAAAUGAAACAGAUGAACAAGGAAUGUUAAGAUAUCCUGCCUCCCUCUGUGUAUUGGCCGAAGAUUGACCCUUAAUCAUGUCAUACAAAACUGUAGCAAACGUUACUAUUGUGUUUUAUUAAGACAUCCCAUGAAAUGUAACAUUUUCCACAUAUAUAACAUCAAAGACUUCCUUAUUCAACCCUCUGAAUAGGAUAGGGGGAAUCAGGUUAUUCUGAGACUCGUUCUAUACUACCAGCUGGCUUGUCUUCCACCGCUCACAGAGCUGUAUUCCAGAAUCCUGACAGGUUGAGUUAGUUGGAAGGAGGACUGAGGAGCCCCAAUUAUCAUGCCAGAGGAGAUAAUGGCAAUGGGAAGGCUUUUUUUCCCAGGUGGAUUAGUCAGGCGAUAAUAAUAGCAAUGCAGUAAUUAUAAAACAGUGUCGACCCCAAGGGGAAGGUCGAGCACCAGCAGGCAAAUGCACUGUCAGCUAUUUGCAUAUUCUACAUGGAUGACACAGUCACAGUAAUGGUGAGUUCUCCUUUAAAAACCUGCAGGGAAUAAACUGAGUCUCUCUCCUAUCGUUUCAUCUUUCCCUCUAUUUCACCACUACCACUCAACUCAUAUAAUGACCCUGACCUCUAUAUUAACCUUUGAUUUUCAUCCUAAAGAUGUAGUUUUGUCUCAUGAUAGGCUUGGUGACCAUACUGUAUGUGUUGUGGAAAAACCACCUGUUUCCACAGCAACUUGUGGAAUAUGUGUUUACAGGUACUUCAUUUGUAGAGUAUUUUGAGUUAAAAAGGAAAUUGUUGUUUUUCUGGUUACUGAAGCUCAAAAUGAUUUUGAAGCUCAUUCUCCUACUUGAUGGGGGGAUCCAUGUUUGUUCUGAGCAAUAUCACAACCAAACUGCACUGUAUUUCCAAUACAGAUCUUGUUUUGGUUGUAAAAUCUAAUUUAUAUUGUUCCAAAAAUGAAUAGAAGCCCUAAAUGCAGAAAAUUAAGUGAUAAUUUGUUUUUUUCAGAGUUUGAGAAAGGAAAACAUUGUUCCUCUUUGACGAUUUUGUAAAUAUAUUUGUAUAUAUAUAUAUAUAUAUAUAUAAAAUAUAUAUAUACAGUACCAGACACACCUACUCAUUCAAGGGUUUUCUUUAUUUUACUAUUUUCUACAUUGUAAAAUAUUGAUGAAGACAUCAAAACUAUGAAAUAACACAUAUGAAAUCAUGUAGUAACCAAAAAAGGGUUAAACAAAUCAAAAUAUAUUUUAUAUUUCAGAUUCUUCAAACCCUUUGCCUUGAUGACAUCUUUGCAUACUCUUGGCAUUCUCUCAACCAGCUUCACCUGGAAUACUUUUCCAACAGUCUUGAAGGAUUUCCCACAGACUUGAAGGAGUUCCCACAGGAGGUCCUUGUCCUGUUGAAAAAUAAAUUAUAGUGGGACUAAGCGCAAACAAGAUGAGAUGGCGUAUUGCUGCAGAAUGCUGUGAUAGUCAUGCUAGUUAGGUAUGCCUUGAAUUCUAAAUAAAUCUCAGACGGUGUCACCAGCCAAGCACCCCCACACCACCACACCUCCUCCUCCAUGCUUCACGGUGGGAACCACACAUGCAGAAAUAAUUCCUUCACCUACUCAGCACAUUUUUGGGUACUACAUGAUUCCAUAUGUGUUAUUUCAUAGUUUUGAUGUCUUCGCUAUUGUUCUACAAUGUAGAAAAUAGUAUAAAUAAAGAAAAACCCUUGAAUGAGUAGGUGGUACUGUAUAUAUAUCCCAGCAAUAAUAAUGACAAUGCAUGUGGACAUUUACUUGUUUGCUCUCUUUGUUUAUGUUGUCUUUUGUAAAGAAGACAAAUACAGGUAUCAACUGCAGUGUGGGUGGGAAUGUGAAUCUGGGAAAGUCUUAAUUAAAAUCCAUCAUAGCUGCAACAAGCUC